CAAGAGGUCACAUGACUGAUGACGUCCCGCCAGAGUGACUUCAGUGGAAGGAAGCCGAGUUCUAGUGAAACGCCUUUAACGGAGCCGGGAGGCAAAGAGGACAAAACCAGGGAGCUUUAAGUUACAUUUAGGCGGUUGAAUACAAAAUAAAGAGAAGAAAUGCCAGCAGACAUUGCUAAAGGCAAGAAGGCUUUUGUCCAGAAGUGUGCCCAGUGUCACACUGUGGAGGAUGGUGGAAAGCAUAAGGUUGGACCUAACCUUUGGGGUUUGUUUGGACGGAAAACAGGCCAAGCAGAGGGCUACUCUUAUACUGAUGCCAACAAAAGCAAAGGCAUCAUUUGGAGUGAGGACACCCUGAUGGUUUAUUUGGAGAACCCCAAGAAAUACAUUCCAGGUACAAAGAUGAUCUUCGCGGGGAUCAAAAAGAAGAAUGAACGAGCCGACCUCAUAGCAUAUCUCAAGUCUGCCACUUCAUAAAGAAUUCUUCUUCGGUGUCAUUUUUGUUUCUUGACAAACUGCUCAAGAGACCAGGACUUGAUUUAACAAAAGCCAGAACAGGAACUCAUUGGAGUGGUGUUGGCAAGAUAAGUUGCCACUCUUGUCACCUGAAUCUCUGUUUCUGAUAUUGCUCACCCCCUUGUGGUGGAGUAAAUAACAUGUCCUGGUUUUAACAGGUUCCUUUUCUAUCCUAAAUUAUUGAUCAAUAUACUGUGCAUGCAGAAUGUAGGGACUGAAAGCUCUGUUUGUUAGCUGUCAUCAACUGUUUUUUCUGUGUUUCUUGGUUUACAAUUGAGAUGUCUUAAUUAUCCCAAGAAUGAAUAUGCCUUGUCUGCUUUGAUACCUCAAUCAUCUUUUGUCAUUUUUGAAUUUAGAAGUUGAAUAAAAUUGACACUAAAAAUUG
Messenger RNA from Acanthochromis polyacanthus (spiny chromis), 901 nucleotides. Its product is annotated as cytochrome c-b. NCBI's taxonomy places the organism in Eukaryota, Metazoa, Chordata, Actinopteri, Pomacentridae. Gene Ontology annotation, molecular function: heme binding; electron transfer activity. The record is from RefSeq and is a predicted model, not a curated record. Bases 160 to 477 code for a protein of 105 amino acids. Gene Ontology annotation, cellular component: mitochondrial intermembrane space. Gene Ontology annotation, biological process: mitochondrial electron transport, ubiquinol to cytochrome c; mitochondrial electron transport, cytochrome c to oxygen. The transcript has 3 exons.